CAGGACUGCUACGACCUCCUUCGAUCAGGAAGAAAACGAAAGUGGCAUCUACACAAUUUAUCCUCAAACAUGUGGAAUUCCGAGUGAAGGAAGGGGUCGCCGUCUGGUGUGACAUGGGCGAGAAAGACGUCAACGAAGGUGGAUGGACCGUUGUCCUUCUUCGGAGAGCUCUCAGUACCCAGGUGAACUUUAACAGAGGAUGGCACGAUUACAGAAUUGGAUUUGGGAGUCCAGACACUGAAUACUGGAUAGGUAACGACAUGCUCCACGCCCUCACGAACGGAGUAACCCAAGUGCUCCGGGUGGACAUGACCGACUGGGACGGGGAGUCCCGGUACCAAGAGUACAGCUCCUUCCACGUCGCCGACGAAGAACACGAGUACAGCCUCCGACUGGGGACGGGAUCCGGGAAUGCUGGGGAUGCCCUCAAAAAUCAUGAUAACAUGCUCUUCUCCACUCCCGACAGAGAUAACGAUACUCACAAAUCCCGUAACUGCGCAGCUAAAUACGGCAGUGGCUUCUGGUUUCUAAAUUGUUACUUCACGAGUCCAACGAACCCACUUCUGAGCAAGGAGAAAAACGAGAAUGGGAUAAAUUGGAACACGUUCAACUCUGCCAAAACCACGCUGAAAAACGUCACCUUUAAAGUGAAGCCAGCUAUGUGUUAUAGAGGAUGAUUUCUUUCUGUCAUAAAUCUUAAAACCCAGUGUCAAUCCAUGUGCAACAAAACUUGUUUCAAAGGACUGUAAAGGGUGACUGAGAGAAAAUUAAGAAAACAGAGACAUUUGUAAAUUGCGAAUAAAUAGUAGUCUACUGGGUGUUCUUCAGCAAGCGACCUUGGUGGCUUCCCUCUCAUUUACAUAACACCUGAGUGCUCAUGAUUAUCUAAUAGAUCCAUGAAUGUUCUUGUCUUUCCUAAGCUUACUCAAAGUAACAGGGAAGAAGCCAGGCGGAUGUGGGAAUGCUCAAAUUUAUACCAAGUUUCCUUAAUGAAGAAGCUUACAAAUAGCAAUGAAAGCCAGCUAAGAUCUCAUAUUGUUGUAUUGACAAGGUACGCAUGGAAUUAUAAUACCCAUAGAAAGUUUGUACUGUGAUCCUAAAGUGUUUUUUUAAUGAAAACAAAAUAUUUUUAAUUAUUCAUCUGGUUAGUGGUAUAAAAAACUGUGGCGAAAGCCUUCCGACGGAGAAAUAAAUGUCUUGUAAAGAUAAAAAAAGAACUUAAGAAAUAAAACUUCUGUAUAAAAAAUAAACAGUACUCCCUCAAAAAUUAAA
Messenger RNA from Macrobrachium nipponense, 1272 nucleotides. Its product is annotated as ficolin-1-like. The coding region runs from base 114 to 677 and encodes 187 amino acids. The transcript is spliced from 4 exons. The record is from RefSeq and is a predicted model, not a curated record. Lineage: Eukaryota; Metazoa; Arthropoda; Malacostraca; Decapoda; Palaemonidae.